AUGGCGAUUCUUGGGUUUACUAUACCGUUUCUUAUCAACAGCAUACUGGUUGGUACUACCGCCAUCAUGCUGAUUCGCAAUGAGAAUCCCCUCUUUAUCGUUGCCUUCAUCACGAUGUCUUUGUGCGUGACUCUUGUACUCAUCAAAUCGAUGUUCCAUCUGUUGCGCGAGUUGGCUGGACCACUGCAAACAGGGCCUGCCCGUCGACUUACCGCUCGCGACGUUAACAGAAAUCUGGAGGAAAUGCUCCCGAUGAGUACUCGACCACCUCUUCGCAGAGCGUCGACCUUGCCCAGCAGGCCAAUGUCCCCAAUUCCACCGGAGAGCCCACCAUCGUCACUAUUUCCACGCACUCAUCGGUCUUUGCAUCGAUGUGAUAUCUAUGCAGACAUUUGA
Messenger RNA from Caenorhabditis remanei, 396 nucleotides. RefSeq lists its product as uncharacterized. The transcript has 2 exons. The record is from RefSeq and is a predicted model, not a curated record. Bases 1 to 396 code for a protein of 131 amino acids. NCBI's taxonomy places the organism in Eukaryota, Metazoa, Nematoda, Chromadorea, Rhabditida, Rhabditidae.